AUAUAAAUUUUUCACCUGAUGCAGAAAGGCAAGAAACUAGGGUUAGUGAUUAUAUUUAUAGAUGAAUGAUGAAAUAAAGAAGAGCCGAUUGUCUGUUUUUAGUUCUCACUUAACCCGUUUGCCUCCGGCAUCUUCCCUCAUGGCUUCGGAGAAAGAAGCUGCCCUUGCUGCUGCUCCCUCUGAUUCUCCUACCAUAUUUGACAAAAUCAUCAAGAAGGAAAUCCCAGCUACCGUGGUGUAUGAAGAUGAUAAGGUCUUAGCUUUUAGGGACAUAGCUCCCCAGGCUCCUAUGCACAUUUUAAUUAUUCCAAAAUCAAAGGAUGGCCUAACGGGUUUGUCUAAGGCUGAGGAGAGGCACUCUGAAAUCCUUGGUAAUACUGCAAAGCUUGUUGCAAAACAGGAAGGGCUGGAAGAUGGAUUCAGGAUUGUGAUCAAUGAUGGCCCUAAAGGAUGUCAAUCUGUGUAUCACAUUCAUGUCCACCUCCUUGGAGGGCGCCAAAUGAACUGGCCUUCAGGCUAAAUAAAGAAGUUAUAGUUGAUAUAGGUAUUUCAUGAUCGUGUGCAUUGUAUGUUUCAUGGCCUUGUUGAUAACUUCAAUAACGAUAGCCGACAUGUGGGCUUUCAUUAAAUGAUCAAUGGAGUACGCUCUUGUAUAGGGAAAA
This is a messenger RNA of Gossypium arboreum, 662 nucleotides long. Its product is annotated as 14 kDa zinc-binding protein. Gene Ontology annotation, molecular function: adenylylsulfatase activity. The record is from RefSeq and is a predicted model, not a curated record. Gene Ontology annotation, cellular component: cytoplasm. Gene Ontology annotation, biological process: purine ribonucleotide metabolic process; sulfur compound metabolic process. Lineage: Eukaryota; Viridiplantae; Streptophyta; Magnoliopsida; Malvales; Malvaceae.